AUGAAGGAACACGCAGGAGAAUGUGGAAUCUGGGAACAAAGUCACGAAGCCUUUAAGGAAAAGGCGGGAGCGUGGCAGGAUACUCCCGAGGAGGUCUUCGCGAAAUCGGGCUGGUCAGGCGUACGUCGCGCGGCCGUCGCAGCGGUGCAUCGCUCGUGUGACGCGGCGGAGCGCUGGGAACCGUGGCUUGGCGCGCUGCUGGUGGAGGAUUCCAGGCGCAGCCGAAUGCUGGAUGAGCUCGAAGCCGCCCUGACAAGGGCAGGUGCCCCACCGGAGGAGCAAGAAGGGGAGGCGGUGGGCCCGGAACGGAUGAGAGUGGCAGACGAGGAUUCCGUGGUGGGAAUUGGACGGGACGAAGGUAGGGGUGAGGGGGAGGAGGCAAGAGCAUCGGAGAGGGGCGGCACGGCUGCAGAGUUUCCUGUGCUGCUCGGUGUGCCGGUGGCAGUGAAGGAUCUGAUCCACGUGGACGGGUUUCCCACCAGAGCAGGCGCUCUGCCAGGCUUCCCUGCACUGGACUCCCUGCUGGGGAUGAGCGAGGGCGAGAUAAUCCAACGGCUGAGGUCUGAUGGCGCACUCAUCCUGGGCAAGGCAGCCAUGACAGAGUUUGCCUACCGCCAUCCGUCUAGCACACGCAACCCUCUUGCUCCAUCCUUCACGCCUGGAGGCUCCAGCAGCGGGUCAGCAGCAGCUGUCGCAGCAGGCAUCUGUCCGCUGGCGCUCGCAUCACAGACUUGUGCGUCCAUCUCCCGCCCAGCAGCCUUCACAGCCACAGUGGGCUUUAAGCCAUCCCACCACUGCCUCCCCGCCUCUGGCUGCGUUUCGCCAUCGCCCUCCCUGGACCAGUUUGGAGUCAUAUCAGCCUCGGUGCGCUGGGCAGCACUCUUUGCUCAGGCCGUGCUGCCCCACUGGCGGCCCCCAACCCCGCGUGCGGCAAUGCACGAGCCCCGCUGUGUGGCAGUCCCCGAGGGGCCGCUGCUGGAGCAGUGCGAGGGGGGAGCAGCGUGGGAGGCGUUUCAGCAGCUGCUGGCGCAGAUGAGGGCGAGCAGUUAUUGGAAGGUGGUGUCGCUGCCCUGCCUUGAUGACUUGCAGCGGAUCAAAGAGUCCCACCUGGCUCUCAUGGCGUUUGAAUAUGCCCGCUUCCUGGAUUCCCUCCACCUGCCCCACCUGCCAUCUCUUGUCUCCCCGCCUGCACGACAGGCAACCCCAUCAUGUCCAUCCCCUGGAGCCAUGCGGGUCUGCCCACUGUCACCAUGCCAGUCGCCCUCACACCUGCUGCUGGUGGUUCACCUGGGAGUGCUGCUGCUGGCAGCUGCACACAUGAGGGUGGUACCGCUGAUGAGAGCAACAGGGAAACUAUCAAGGAGUAUCUUGCAAUGGGAGUGA
Messenger RNA from Closterium sp. Yama58-4, 1383 nucleotides. The record is from the annotation of a GenBank genome assembly. Lineage: Eukaryota; Viridiplantae; Streptophyta; Zygnematophyceae; Desmidiales; Closteriaceae.